CUUUAAUGAAGGAGCAGUCUACGUAACAGGAGCUGAGAGUGAGCGUGCGGGUGAACUGCAUCAGACUGCAGACCAGCCGCCGCAGCAUCACACAGUGCUGCAGAGAUCCUGAACACACACACACACACACACACUGCUGCAGUGGAUCCUGAACACACCCUGCAGAACAGCAAAGCCGGCCCAGCAGCACCACAACACGGACACACGACCGGCCGGAGCAAACAGGAGACCCGAGCUGAGACGUCCUGAGUUCUGCUGACUCAGCGCUGCUAGGCUCGGCUGCGGACAACUGCACGUUCUGUUCCAGACAAGCAGCAGGAUGUCUGUCAAUGACAAAGACCCGAUGCCUGCAGUGGUCUCUCUCUCCCCGGGACAACUGCAGUCCCUCCUCAAGAUGGAGCCCAAGACCCUGGGGGCGAUCCAGAUCGUUAUUGGGGUUCUGAUCCUCUGUCUCAGUGCCUCUGUGCUCCAGGUCCACGAAGUGCACUUCACAGGAGACGUGGCCCUCUUCCUGGUUGUUGUCAUACAGGUGACCCUGUCUGGUUCAGUGCUGGUCCACAGUGGGAGGAGCCCGACUUUGUUCUGGGUGAAGGUCGUGCUGGUGCUGCACCUCAUCAGUGCUGCCUUCUCCACCGCCGCCCUUGGACUGAUGUCCAAACACCUGCCGUACCGCCAGGACUCCUACCACUGUGAGCACUGCCACAGGCUGGAGCUGCACGCCGUGCAACAUUGUUUCAGGAAAUGCACCGGGCUGAUCGAGCAAAAGUGUAAACUGCUGAUCGACGGGAUCCUGGUGACCCUGGUGAUCUUCCUGGUGCUGGAGCUGCUGAUCUGCAUCACCGCCAUGCUGUUCGGGCUCAGCGUCCUGGCUGCUGGGGGGACACAGGCUCCAAGACAAAAACCUGUGUACCCACAGACCCGCCCCCCCCCUGUUCCAGUUGUGCAGGUGGUUCCAGCUGUAGCCGAGACGUCUCAGGUGGCUGUCAUUGUAACUGAGGCAGAUUCCGAGCAGGUGGAGGAACUCUCCACCCCCCCCACUGAACCCCAGGUGGAGCCCAUCGAAGAUUUGACAUCAGAGCCCUGAACUCAGCACACACACACAUACACACUCCUCCCGGUGAUGUCAUGUCAGUCAGAGUGUAAAUAUGGAUGUCAGCCUCCUGGCGGCCGGAAUAAUAAGAACAGUUUAAUCUCCGAUUUGGAUUGAUGAUUCAUGAAUCAGAGAGAAAGCAAAUCUGCUGAUGACAGCGGUCCAAGGUAAUAAACAUCAGAAGAAUUGGUCAAAGUUAAACUAGAGGGUCCCAAAACAGUGCCCAAGGUUACCAUCCUGUUCUUUCACUCCUGCCAUGACAUGAAUACACACUCAGUAUAAGCACUGCUGCACCUACACACUGAACACACUGAAACAUUGACUUUAAUUAAAUGUAUUACAGAACGUCAACAUAUUUCACAUAAUUAAGCCUAUUGUGGUAUGUGUUUUAGCUUAUUGUGUUUAUUUAUUUUUGAUGACGUGUAAAUACUUAAUCUGCACUACUUAAAAACUGGUUUUACAACAUACCUACACUAUUUCUCUCUAAUUUAAACUACUCUGUUUGAUUUUGCACAAUUUUUUAUUUCUUUUUUAUUAUUUUUAUCUUAAUUUUAUUAUUUUGUCUUAUGUCCUUUUAUAACACUGUUGGAGGAGCUCGGGAACUUAGAUUUUUAUUGCCAUACUACACUGAAGCUACUGUGCAUCUGACAAUAAAAACCCCUGAACUGUAUUAGGUUAGUUGAAAGCAAUACUAUUAAGUUGAACCUAAUAUUAUUGAUUUCAACUAACCUAAUACAGUUAUGGGAGGUCUGUUGACAUAAUACAGUUAAUUAAAGUCAGUGUUUCAGGUUGUUCAGUGCACUACAGUGUGUUGUGGUUAUGAUGUUGAUCAGUGUUACAAGCCAUUUAUUCUUCCAAUACUAACGUCACUAACAUAAGUAGAGAGUAGAAAAAAUAUAGACAUAAAACCAGAGAAGGAUUCUCAGCUAGCGAGGGGGAAGAAAGGGCAGGAAGGGUUCACUCACUGAUACUCUGUGUGUUAGUUACAGUGAAGGCAGAUUCAAUAAGUAAGUUUGCACUUUUUUUGCCUUUCAAAUAUCUCAAACUGCUCUGGCCAUCAUUGACUGUUGAAAUAAAAAUGUUGUUGACUAAC
This is a messenger RNA of Eleginops maclovinus (Patagonian blennie), 2183 nucleotides long. RefSeq lists its product as uncharacterized. Gene Ontology annotation, cellular component: membrane. The record is from RefSeq and is a predicted model, not a curated record. The coding region runs from base 320 to 1084 and encodes 254 amino acids. The transcript is spliced from 10 exons. NCBI's taxonomy places the organism in Eukaryota, Metazoa, Chordata, Actinopteri, Perciformes, Eleginopidae.